Carassius gibelio (silver crucian carp) is the source of this 3670-nucleotide messenger RNA. It is a transcript of the gene sgpl1, whose product is annotated as sphingosine-1-phosphate lyase 1. The record is from RefSeq and is a predicted model, not a curated record. The coding region runs from base 223 to 1941 and encodes 572 amino acids. Lineage: Eukaryota; Metazoa; Chordata; Actinopteri; Cypriniformes; Cyprinidae. The transcript is spliced from 14 exons. Gene Ontology annotation, biological process: sphingolipid catabolic process; carboxylic acid metabolic process. Gene Ontology annotation, cellular component: endoplasmic reticulum. Gene Ontology annotation, molecular function: sphinganine-1-phosphate aldolase activity; pyridoxal phosphate binding.
GCUUGCGGUGUUUGAAGAUCAGCGAACGCGCAGACACGCCUGAACGCAAAUCGCGUCGGCACUUCCUGAUAUAAGCUUGCUCCUCUGAUUGUGUCAUGCAACGGGGCAUACGCUCGCUCUCACAACAAGCCGAACAAAGAUCUUUCUGGCCGUCUUCCCCGUUUCCCCCAGAGCUGUUGAAGAAACGACGUUUUCAGACAGGCUGUAACCUUGGCAAACAAAAUGGACUACAGGAGUGCCUUGGAGGAGUAUAAAGAGAUGGCUCUACUGUACAUAGAGGAGGCUCGGCGCUUCGUGAAUUCUCAGUGUGCUGGUCUGGAGCCAUGGCAGAUCAUUGCAACCACUUUGCUGUUCACACUUGGUGUGGUGUGGCUAAAGGGCUUCCUUUUCCAACCAGAGAGUCUGACGUCAAGGGUAAAGAAGCAGUUCUUUAAAAUCAUCAGAAAAAUCCCCUUUAUUGGAGCAGCGAUUCAAGAUCAGCUCAACAAGGCAUUGGAUGACAUGUCAGUGAGUCUGUGCACGCUGAAGGAAGGCAUGAGCUACACCAAACUCCUGCCUGCGCAGGGCCUCACCCACAAACAGCUCCUUGACAAGAUCAGGGAGUAUGAGACACUGAGUGAGGUAGACUGGGCAAAAGGCAAAGUGUCCGGUGCAGUCUACUGGGGGGAUGAGAAGCUCACAGAUCUCCUGGUGAAGGUGUAUGGGGAGUUUGCCUGGUCCAACCCCCUCCACCCAGACCUGUUCCCUGGGGUUAGGAAGAUGGAGGCAGAAGUGGUGCGGAUGACGUGUGCCCUCUUUAAUGGAGGCCCAGACUCCUGUGGCACAGUUACUUCAGGUGGAACAGAAAGCAUCUUGAUGGCAUGCAAGGCCUACAGAGACAUGGCUCAUGAACGUGGCAUUAAACACCCAGAGAUUAUUGCACCACUGAGCGUCCAUGCAGCGUUUGACAAAGCAGCACAUUAUUUUGGGAUGAAGCUCAUUCACAUACCUCUAGACAAGAAGACCAUGAAAGUCGAUGUGAAGGCAAUGAGGAGGGCCAUCUCUAGAAACACAGCAAUGCUGGUGUGUUCAGCACCUCAGUUCCCCCAUGGAAUUAUUGACCCUAUAGUAGAAGUGGCGAAGCUUGCAGUGAAAUACAACAUCCCAUUCCAUGUGGAUGCAUGUUUGGGAGGGUUCCUAAUAGUUUUUAUGGAAAAGGCGGGUUUCAAACUUGAUCCUUUUGAUUUCCGGGUCAAAGGUGUGACCAGUAUCUCAGCAGAUACACAUAAGUAUGGUUAUGCUCCCAAAGGUUCCUCAGUGGUGCUAUACAGUGAGAAGAAGUAUCGCCACUACCAGUAUUUCGUAGCACCUGAUUGGCAGGGAGGAAUUUAUGCGUCUCCGUCCAUGGCUGGCUCUCGGCCUGGAGGCAUAAUUGCUGCCUGUUGGGCUACUAUGAUGCACAUGGGUGAGAAGGGAUAUGUUGAAGCCACCAAGAAAGUUGUUGAGACAGCCCGUAAAAUCAAAGCAGGAAUCCGUCAAAUUGAUGGGGUGUUUGUAUUCGGGGACCCAGAAGUGUCUGUGGUGGCACUAGGCUCUGAUGUUUUUGACAUCUUUCGCUUAUCUAAUGCACUGACUUCAAAGAGCUGGAAUCUCAACACUCUGCAGUUUCCAUCUAGCAUCCAUAUUUGUGUCACAAUGCUACACACACAGCCUGGUGUAGCGGAGCAGUUCAUCAGCGAUGUGAAGAGAGAAGUAGCCAUUAUCAUGAAGAAUCCUAAAGAGAAGACUACGGGAAUGGGAGCCAUCUAUGGUAUGGCCCAGUCCAUUCCUGACCGAUCGAUGGUGACUGAGGUCUCACAGGGCUUUCUGGACUGCCUCUAUAGCACUGAGGUUCCCAAGAUACAGAGCAAGCAGCACAAAAACCAUAAGAACCACUUGAAUGGCAACUCCAAAGCGCACUGAGAUUGACUGUUGGGGAUCUCCACCCUUAGCUGGCUGAAGGGAUGUUUACCACAAUCUAAUCAUUCAUUUGCUUUAUUAAGUCCUCUAUUUACAACUAACUAUUUUAUGUAUAAGCCAUCGUCACCUGACAUUUUGGGAUUUGUGACUAAAGAGCGACAGUCUGUAAGGCUAUAGAGACAGCUGCACAAACAUUUGUGAGUCUGUGAAGGGUCUGGGACUUAUUCAUUUAAUUUUGGUGACCAGUGAGUGCAGUUUUACUUGUGUCAUUUUUAUGACCAGUUCACCCCAUAUGUGUUUAAUUGCAUUUCAGCUGUUGUCUUUGGAAGUGUCUUCUGCCACUCAGGAUACCAGGGCAUAAUGUUGACGCAUUGAUUUUACAUUUGACAUGUUAUUGAAAUAAUGCAGAUUAGACCAAAACCCAUAAUACUAUCGACAUGGAUAAGCCAUGGGUGUUAUUAUUUUAAAUAUUCCCAUUCUCUCCUCUUCUCUCACAAUAGAAACUAGAAAACAUCGCAGACCAUUUUAUGAUGGUAGUACUGCUCAGGCGAACCGGUCUAGCAAAUGUAUACGGUAAUUGUAACUAUUUAUUUGAAAUUCCCCAUAACUUGGAUACAUUUGAUUUAAUCCAAUUUCAAAACAUUCAUCCUAAUUUAAGAGAAAAUGUUUCUGAUUUUAAGUUACCUAUGGAAAAUGAAAUCCGGGCAAAAUGUAACAAUUCUACAGACCAGGUUGUGAAGAUUAACCAUAUUUCCAGGUUCAAAUUCCCAUCCGUUUGGGUUUUCAAUUAUCACGUUUCACCCUAUCUACCUCAGAUCUAAAAUUUAAAAGUAAUCAUUAGUGGUUUCCAAAUCCAAAUUCAGAAAAAUGUCACGUAAGUGGGCGUUUUGAUCAUCUGUCAAUGUCAUGCUCCAGGUUAUGGUACUCACUGACAAUGGUUUUCAAAGACCGAUCAAGAUUCAUGAGUCUUUCUUUUUUUGUGUUGUAUUUGUUUGGGAUCUUAACUCAACUGAAUGAAACCUAAGGCCUGGAACAGCAAGAAGGGAAAUUAAUUUUUUGUGCACGCAGUCUGUGAUAUGAGGAAGUGAUGACAUGGUACCAUGGAAACAUCACACCAGCUCUUCUCAGCAGCGUAAUCCCUUAAGCACUAUAAAAAAAAUAAUAUGUGUGACCACUGUGUGUGUUUUUAUAUUUUAAAUCCCUAAUAUAAUGUCUCAUAUUUCAAUGUGUGUGGGUUUUUUUUUUUUUUUUUUUUUUUAAUUCAGUAAUUUCCAUGUACUUUUUUUAACCUCUUUUUGGGGUGCUUCAAGUAGGAUGUAGGACCGUUUUCUUCUGUAUGAUACCAGUGUAGUACAGUAUAAUCUCAAGAACUGUAACAUGCCUUAGGCUAGGACAUAGAUGUGGAAGUUUGUCUUUAAACGGUUACCCUUCUUGCCUAAAAUAAGCAUUUCAAUGUCUUUAUGCAAUACUCUGUAACUACUGUAACUGUGGCACCUUGAUCUGAAUUUUUGAAGCAUUACAUGACCUCUACGGUUCUGGUUGUAUAAAGCACAAAACUAACAGCAUUCACCUAAAUGCCUUCCACUGACGUCAGGGUGUGUGCUAUUAGGUUAACACAGUAGCUACAUCAGCCUCAGGGACUGGGCCUUUACCACAUCAUGCAAUCCAUUUCAGUUUUGUCCUGUGCUUUUGUUGUUCCUGUAUAAAUCAAUAAACUUUGUCUUGAAAUAAA